Molecule: messenger RNA, 1782 nt
Organism: Amoebophrya sp. A120
Lineage: Eukaryota; Dinophyceae; Syndiniales; Amoebophryaceae
Source: the annotation of a GenBank genome assembly
GGACGGACAGAAAAAAAUCGCAGCUGAAUAAACUAUAUCAGGAAAGACGGACGCGUGGAUAGGUGACAAUCCGGAGCAUGUUCGUUAUGUCUUCCGGGAUUGGGUCUGUGAUCGGCGGUUGCCGUCGGCGGGAAAUAAACAAGGCGGUGGCGGUACAGCCAUCAGAAAUAAAGGGUUUUUCGCGCGCCGGGUUGUACAGCAGGCAACGAAUUUUGAGGAAGAGCACCUGCCGCCCCCUGGCGGCGUCCCGAACAACGUCGACGACGACGUACUGCCGCAGUCCCAGAUGUUUUUCGACCGCUCGAGGCAAGGUGUGAGCUUUUUCCGGUACCUCCAGAAGUUGCGGGCGACGUCCCGGACCCGCGAGUGGCACAUGAGCCCGUCGUUGCGCACGAUAUUUGGCACCUGCUAACGGUGGACUGGUCGAUCAAGCGGAUCCUGUUGCUGCACUUCUGCGUGGAACUCUUUCUGCUCCUCCUCACUGCACUUUGCCUGUUUGUUGUCUGUGCGCUCGACGAUAGCCUCUCGUCCUCCGCCGAUGAAGCCGAGAGCCUGGACGAAGACAGCAGCGAAAUAAAUUCCCAGCUUCCGGUCGCAGCUGCUGCUGUCGAUGCAAAACGUGUUUUUGGACCAGAUAUCCACGGACAACCUCCGAGAUUUCGAUCGGUUUUCCCGGGUCGCGGACGCGCACCACCCUCACGGCGAAACCUGGCGGUACGCCCGGCUCAGCUUCGUGGAGGCGUGUGUGCUGUCGCUGCAGACCUACAUCCACUGGGUGUUUCUCACGGUGUCCGCGGCGGUGAUCGUGACGCGCGCGAUGCGCCCGCAGGUGCAGGUGGUCUGGGCGCAGGACUGUGUGGUGGACGGAGACGAGCUGGUUAUCCGCGCGAAGGUGGUCCGCGGGUCGGUGUCCCUCAUGAACACCUCCUUCAAGUUGUGUUGCCUGCGCUACGGGCGGUGCGUCCCCCUGCAAACGGCCAUGCAGGAUAGCUAUCCCGCCUGGAACAGCUACACGCCGAUCAACAUCCGACACACCAUCGACCGCGACUCGCCCUUCCACCCGUCCAACGGCGAUCCCCAGCACAUCAUCUGCGUGUGGAUCUCCAUAAACGGACAAGACGCCAGCGGCCUCCCCAUCGCCUCCGACAUGGAGUGCUGGAAUUUUGACACCAUCAUGGCCCCCUCGGUGCAGCGGUUAAAAUCGACGGAGCGCGACUUCGGCCUAAGGUUCGGCCGGAUGUUUUGCGAUUGCAAGUACAAGGACUGUCUGACGUUUCUGAUGGACGACCCGACCAACCCGGUGACGAAAGAUGGCUUGAUCGUGGACAUCAACCUGGAUAACUUCUCGCGGAUUGUCAAGUCCUCCGCCUCGAACAAGUUUUUAACGUUGCCCGACGCCGGCGGUGUCUGGCCGGACCAAGUACUAGGGACCGAGCCUGCCGCGAGAAGUGAGCCGGCAAACACGUCGUCGUCGGCGAACGCGGCGCCGCCUGCGCUACGUCUUAACGAAAAUAACGACGAGCGAGCCCGGACCAGCGCUUCCGACUUAAGUAAUAUUUACGAUUCGUAUGUGCAGAGCGGCGCGGUGGACGAGCAGAACGGCGGACGCAGCAACACAGCGAAUGUGAGCUCCUCGGACAAUCGCGCUGCCUACGAGGCUGGUACUGUUCGCCCAGUUAGCUGACGGCUUUGUUUCGUAAAAAUAAAUGCUAAAAAUUAAGAAGCAGGUCACGAGGACGCGCACACAUCGAUUCUGAUUCACAGGAAUCGCAGCGGAGCUGC